CGGCCGAUAAUAUUGACGCAUUUGCUGUUUAAUACACGCCCCUUCAAUUCUAAAAAUACCAUGCGUCUUGCUGUCUGCUUCUCCAGUUGCCUGGAGUCACUCAUCCUGACAACAAAGGACAAGGAUUUCCCGCGUUUUUUUACGUCAAUUCGCAAAACUUUUUUUUAAUGAAAAAAUAAUAAAGAUUUUUAAAUUGAGAAGUGCGCGGCAUCUGAAUUUUAUUAUUUAGAAAAGGAGUUUUUUUUUAAUUUUUAAUGCGGAAAAUUUAAUUGUGAUUUUAAAAAAAACGGUAAAAUGUGUUCGUUAAAACUUUUUGUGUUUCUUAUGUUUGUGUUUAUGUAUUUGGAAGUGAACGCAAAAUUGUCGGACGGGGAUUCGAGUGAAACCGUGCAGGAACCACCACAGCAUCAGAAACAACCAAAGAUGGUAGAAACAAGUGGUGCUGGUGGUCCGGCGCUGAUGUUUGCUGAGGAGUUGAAGAUCACUCUAGAACGAUACUUAUUCGGGCUAUGUCCUCAGACUUUCAAGUCUCGUUGGUUUCAGAUGCCGCUGGGGAAGAACAAGAACGCCACAGUCUUCACCUGCGACCUGGACACUGAACAGCAGGACUUGGCGGGAAGACUGGCAACACUUGCUCUGCGAGCGCACUCCGCGUCGCGCACAGACUGCCUGCGGUUCGGCUCCGCGCUCGCCAACACGCUCGGCGAACUUGCUCGGACCGCCGCCAACAGGGCCGCUAUGAAUGCUUCAUCAAGCGAAGCGAACAAAAAGCGAAAAUUAUCCAAGAGUCAAAAAGCGAAAAUCCAAGCGAAGCAGCGCACAGCGCUGGCUGUCAAGAAGAAGGCUGCCGCAGCCGCCGCCGCCGCUGCUGCUAAAAUGGCGGCCUAGUGUAGAAUAAUAAUAAAUAAAUAAAUCGACACGAGUCUAGUUUAUUGGUGUCCACCCAAAGGUUGACUGGAAGAUAGCCAUAAGGAACAUAACCAUAUAAAUAAAUAAAUAGUAUAUAAGUAGGUACGGGACAAAUUACACAGAUUGAGUUAGCCUCGAAGUGAGUUCCGAGACUUGUGUUACGAGAUACUAACUCAACGAUACUGUAUUUUAUAAUAAAUACUUGUAUAGAUAAACAUCCAAGACCCGGGCCAAUCAGAAAAAGUUAUUUUCUCAUCAUGCCCUGGCCGGAAUUCGAACCCGGGACCUGCGGUGUCGCAGACAAGCGUAUUACCGCAGCGCCACAGAGGCCGAUAUAAAGAUAAGUAGGACUUUGUAUGAUAGUGUGUUAGUUUGUCUAAGGAGUGAAUUGGUUUCGAAUGAAAGUUCUAAGUAAGCUAUUUUCUGGGUAAAAUCAUUGGUGUCUACUGGGUUUAAGAUACAUUUUGGCUAAUUAUAAUACAUUUGCACGGAUCUUAUUAACUGUCAUUUACCUAAGCCCAAAAAUAAUAAAUAAGAGUUAAAGUAGUUACUACGUUUAUAAAAUAAUGAAAAACCUUAUGUAAUUAGCUAUAUAAGUAUGCUUAAUGUAUAAUACAUAUAUAAAAUAUAAUGUAAUUAUAAAUAUCGUUAUUUAAAAUUCUU
Amyelois transitella is the source of this 1572-nucleotide messenger RNA. RefSeq lists its product as uncharacterized. The record is from RefSeq and is a predicted model, not a curated record. NCBI's taxonomy places the organism in Eukaryota, Metazoa, Arthropoda, Insecta, Lepidoptera, Pyralidae. Bases 295 to 888 code for a protein of 197 amino acids. The transcript is spliced from 5 exons.